UCGGAGCGGGACGAGAAACCUCGAACGGGAUAGUUCAGCUAGCCGUAAUAAACGAUGAAGAGUAUUCUAUUGGUGUGUGCGUGCUCGUUGCUGAUCGGGGUCCAGGCCAUCGGCAGGUACAGAGGCCUCGAGUUUUUGGAUCCUUGCCCCAAGAGUGAUUACAACGUCGAGAGUUGCUUAGCAAGAUCAGCCAACGUCCUCACCGAGCACUUUCAACACGGUUUGCCUCAGUUGGGCUACCCGGAAGUGGAGCCGAUCAUUCUGGAUGAAUUACACAUCGCCCUUGGCGGAGGACCGGAUGGGUACAGAGCUCAGUUCAAGAACAUCACCGCGAAAGGAGUGUCGACGCUGCGAGUGACAGGGCUGAGGGCCAGGCUGUCGGACGACGAGGUGCAAUUGCAGUUGGCCCUGAGUAUUCCAAAAAUUCGCGCCGCGGCCAAGUACAGGUCCAGCGGCACUCUGCUUCUGGUGAAAGCCAGCGGAGCCGGGGACUACUGGGGCGAAUACGACGGUGUCAAGGCUAAGGUGUUUAUCAGGGCGAAGCCUUUUCUGAUCCAAGGCCGACGAUACUUGAGGCUACAGCAGCUUAAGAUGGACUUCAGCGUGCAAAGUAUUAAAAUGGGCGUCGAAAAUGUUCGCGACAGCAAUGCCAUUAUUCUGGCUGCGUUGAAUUUAUUCAUUAAUACCAACAGCCAGGAAUUAUUGAAGGAAAUGAAACCGGAUCUGAGGAGGAAGCUGGUUCAAGUAAUGACCACCUUCGUCGAGAAGAUCUUUGCUCAGGUGCCCUACGACGCUUGGAUCACCGAGUGAUCUAUACCAAAUGAUUUCCCACAGACGAAAUAAAGAUCACCAAAUACUUACGCCUCGAAAAUCGACAGGCUUAAAUAAGAGUGAAAGAUCGAACGGAAGUAUUCAGAUACUUUUUGGAGAACGCUGGAUCAAAUCUCGUUCACAGAAUGAAUCAGAAAUUAAUUUUUAAGUAACGUUAUUUAAACAUUUAUUUAAUCCUGUUGCAACUGGGAUAUAAGAGGAACGAUAGAAUGAAAUACGUUUUGCAAAUCAUGAAAAUUGUAAUCAAACGUAUUGAUAAUUAUAAUCGCGUUAUGAAAUGAAUCACAAGUUCCAAUUUCAACGUCGCAGAUCUCUAAAAUGUACUCUGAAAUUUCGUGUGCCUGACAAUGUGAGUGAUUGACAGUGUUCAGUUAAAUUGCAAUACCUAUUUGUGUUAGAUUACGUAUUCAUGUGUAACUCGACUAGUUCUUAUGACUAAUUGAAGAAGGAAGAUGAAGAGAGCUGAUUUUUAAAUUAUUUUAUAUUAUUUAAUAAUUUCUUAUUUAUUUCUUA
Ceratina calcarata is the source of this 1344-nucleotide messenger RNA. RefSeq names its product protein takeout-like. The record is from RefSeq and is a predicted model, not a curated record. Gene Ontology annotation, biological process: multicellular organismal reproductive process. Lineage: Eukaryota; Metazoa; Arthropoda; Insecta; Hymenoptera; Apidae. The transcript has 4 exons. Bases 55 to 810 code for a protein of 251 amino acids.